AUGCCUGACGGUAGACCGGUACACGAGACACAUCGCCGGCUCUGGCUGAGCCGGGCUUGCUUACGCCUCCUUGUACUCUCCACAUGUCUUUCACUCCUCAUUCCGCCUUCAGAAGCAGCCGUUGCGUGUCCAUUCACCGUAUGUGAAGAAUGCGCUUGUGAGGGUAUCCCCGGGCCUCAGGGAGACCCUGGUCCCACGGGGCACAUGGGUCUACCCGGAUCGAUCGGUCCAAGAGGCUCCAGAGGUCCCCCCGGCCUCAGAGGACAACAGGGACUCCCCGGUUAUCCUGGUGAGCCCGGCCGAAAGGGCAUCAUGGGGGACAAAGGCCAGCCUGGAAUGCCGGGAACUGACGGUCUCAAGGGCAUGCCUGGCAUCAAGGGUCCAAAGGGCUUCCCUGGUGACCCCGGGUGCUGUGGACCGAAGGGACCUAGAGGCUACCCUGGUCCAGUUGGACCCGAUGGAUAUGACGGUCUCCAGGGCAUUCGUGGACCGAAGGGUGAAAAGGGUGAAAGAGGCGACACCAUCAUAGGCAACGGCACAGUAGUUGAAGGACCCCCUGGGAUGAAGGGUCCACGUGGACCCCAGGGCCCCCCCGGACCUCGUGGGCCCGAUGGCGAACGCGGCCGACCCGGUGUCACGGGUCCCAAGGGUUUCCCCGGACCCGCUGGAGACCCAGGCGACCAGGGACCCAAGGGCCCGAAAGGCAAGACCCCCAGCCCCUCCAUUCAAUACGCACAGCGUGGAGACAAAGGCGAGAAGGGCUACAAGGGCGCCUCCUACGAGAAACCGCCUGUUCUCAAGGGUAUCCAAGUUGGUCCGAAGGGCUAUAAGGGGGUCCCUGGGGAACGAGGAGCACCGGGCGACAAGGGACUCAAAGGCGAACGCGGUCUUCCCGGCUUUCCUGGCAUUCCUGGUCCACCGGGACCCGUCGGUGACCCUGGACCACCGGGCAAAAAAGGCAAGACCGGUCCAACAGGUGUCUCCGGAGAGACAGGUCGACCCGGUGCCGAUGGUAUGGAAGGUCCUCCGGGUCCUGAAGGUCCUCGUGGAGUGAAAGGCGAAAAAGGCUACCCAGGUAGAACCGGUCCGAAGGGAGAACGUGGUCCUAAAGGUGACACAAUUACCAAAGAGGGUACCCUUCCCGGUGCAGAUGGCGAACGAGGCGAAGUGGGACCGCCUGGCCCACCUGGUGAUGAAGGACCAAUGGGAGAGAAGGGUCUUGAGGGUGAACGAGGCGAUCCUGGUGAACCGGGUCCGAAAGGCGAACGCGGUCCAAGCUACGGGGCGGUUAUCCCGGGCGAACCUGGACCCAAGGGUGAACGAGGCCUUCCUGGUAUGGAUGGAAAACGCGGCAAGACAGGACCGCCUGGAUCUCGCGGCGUCAAGGGUGUUAAAGGGUUACCGGGCAGGGACUUGGUUGGUCCAAAGGGCGAACGAGGACCAACUGGUGUUCCAGGAGCACAGGGACCUGCAGGUGAACGAGGUCCUGAAGGUCCAGAAGGUCCUCCUGGAGAGCCUGGAGAAGACGGUCCAAGCAUAGACGGCGUAAAAGGUCCUCCAGGUGUCAAGGGUCAACCCGGAAUCCCCGGUCUUCGGGGAAGACCUGGACCUAGAGGCCCAACUGGUCCACAGGGCGACUGCGCCUACUGCCCAGACGGACUUCCUGGUCCUAGGGGUCCAAAGGGCUUCCCUGGAAGGCCUGGACGUCCAGGGGCUCCUGGCCUUGAUGGUGCUCCAGGAGCCAAGGGUCAACCAGGAGUUCAGGGCCCUGAUGGUCCAAUGGGACCUGCUGGACGAAAGGGUGUCAAAGGAGAGCCUGGACCAAUGGGCGAACGCGGUCCUGCCGGUGAACCCGGACGCAUUGAAUUCAUCAACCAGACAGUGCUUGACGCUCCAAGAGGACCCGAUGGACCUCCAGGCAGGGCUGGACCUCGCGGUCCUGUUGGACCAAAAGGAUUCCCUGGACAACGUGGACCUCGUGGGCCUGCCGGUCUGAAGGGUGAACCCGGAACAAGAGGACUGCCCGGUUUCAGUGGACCGCCAGGCAUUCAAGGCCCCCCUGGCGACCCUGGUCCCGAUGGAAGGGUAAUGAGCGCACAGAAGGGUGAACCCGGACCCCCUGGUCGGGAUGGCUACACUGGACCCAAGGGUGAAAAGGGUGAAAGGGGACCGGACAGGAUCAUCGAACAGCUCCAGGAACACCUCAAGGGUGAACCCGGUCCGAAAGGUGAAAAAGGUGAACCAGGCGUGCCUGGCUUCCCUGGUGUUCAAGGUCCUUCUCUGGCUUCAGGUGCACCUGGUGAGAAGGGUCUACGUGGGACUGAUGGCAAAGAUGGAAAGAAAGGCUAUCCCGGAGAGGUUGGACCUGAAGGGCCACAAGGAGAGAAAGGAAGACGAGGACCAAAGGGUCAACCGGGGUUGCCUGGAAGUCGCGGGCCCGAUGGACGAACUGGACCCCCAGGCCCUACCGGACCCAAGGGACAACGCGGUCCGGAGGGAGAACGCGGUGACAUUGGUCCUCCGGGUCCCGAUGGUGGUUCUGAACCUGGUCUUAGAGGUGAACGAGGCGAGCCUGGCGAAAAGGGCCGAAAGGGAGAGCCUGGUGCGCCAGGGUUGCAAGGACCGCCAGGCGAGAAGGGACCCAAGGGAAUCGCUGGUGUUGCCGGCCUUCCUGGACCGGUUGGACCAAUGGGCUUUAAAGGUGAACGUGGCGAGCCUGGUGAGGUUCUCUAUGGACCUAAGGGUCCUAAAGGUCCUCGUGGGCCUCAAGGCUACCCUGGUGUUCGAGGUCCAAAAGGUGACAGGGGUCCAGAUGAUUUCGUCAGCAUCGGAUUGAAAGGAGAAAGAGGCCAGAAAGGACAACCUGGGGAGCCCGGAGCUACUGGCUUAGACGGUCCGCCUGGUCCAAAAGGUAAACUCGGUCCACCGGGACAAGCUGGUCCUGACGGUCCACGGGGUGAAGCUGGCGACAUCGGCGAAAUGGGACCGGUGGGACCUCCUGGACGUCAAGGCCCUAAGGGACAGCCCGGUGUUCCGGGAGAGCCUGGACUGGAGGGUCUUGAAGGACCCGCAGGACCACCUGGUGUCCCAGGUCCGAAGGGUGACCCCGGACCAAAGGGCUAUCCUGGUGACAAGGGUGACAUCGGACCACCAGGCACAGGAGCCUCGGGCGUCAAAGGCGAAAAGGGUCAACCAGGUCGAAUGGGGUCUCCAGGCGAACCGGGUCCAGAUGGUCUUCCUGGGCCAAAAGGAAUGCCGGGGCUUCCAGGUCAGUCGAUUCAAGGUCCACCGGGGCCUCGGGGUCCCAAGGGAGAACAGGGUCCCCAGGGUCCGCCUGGAAUCAGCAAACCGCCUGCCAGAAAAGGCGCUGCAGGUCCUCCCGGAGCAAAAGGACCUCAGGGACCCAAAGGCGAGCCUGGUCUCCCUGGUCCUGAAGGUCGCCCUGGUCCUCGUGGGCCUACUGGACCCAUUGGUGACGAAGGACCUCAAGGACGUCCGGGUCUGCCUGGUCCAGCCGGUCCGAAAGGUCCAAAAGGACGACCAGGAAUACUGCUGGGUGAACCCGAACCAGGUGAAAAGGGAGAACGAGGAAUGCCUGGUCCACCUGGAGAUGAUGGCGCGCCUGGACUACAGGGAUCAAAAGGCGAACCUGGACUAAUGGGACCUCAAGGAGCUCCCGGUCCGCAAGGACCCAAGGGUCUUCCUGGAGUGCCAGGCAGAAAGGGAGCUCGUGGACCCGAGGGACCUCGUGGCCAGGAUGGCCUCCAAGGACCGCGUGGAACCUACGGCCCUCGUGGACCUAGAGGACCCCAGGGACCUGCUGGCAUGAAAGGAGACCAGGGUCCAGAUGGUGAACCGGGUGAUUCAAUGGAUGGACUGCCUGGUGCCAAAGGUGAACCUGGUGAGACAGGGCCAAUGGGACCGCCUGGAAUCAAGGGCGUGACUGGAGCCCCCGGUAACCGUGGACGUCCGGGUGAACCUGGUGAUCCGGGUCCUGAUCUUGUUGGUGUAAAGGGCGCCAAGGGUGAAAGAGGCUUGCAAGGCAGACCAGGUCCACACGGAGCUCGUGGACCCAAGGGACCCAAAGGCAUAUCCUAUCCUCAGCCCGGUGAACCAGGCCCCGACGGACCCCAAGGUCCAAAAGGCGUCAAGGGUGAACGUGGACCCCCAGGACCUGAUGGACAACCUGGUCCUAAGGGUGAACGUGGAGUUUCAGGAAAGCCCGGAGAGAAAGGCUUUCCUGGUCCCGAUGGCUUGCCCGGCGUCAGCGGACGUGAUGGACCUCCUGGACCACAAGGAUUCAAAGGCGAGAAGGGCUUCCGCGGAGCCAAGGGUGAGCCAGGGCUGAUGGGCCCGGUUGGGCCAAAGGGCGAGACUGGUGAUCGCCUGUCUGGUGAAAAGGGUGAGAAGGGACAACCUGGUCCUAUGGGUCCAACAGGCGAGAAGGGACCGCGUGGUCCCCAAGGCCAGCCCGGUCCCCAAGGACCCACUGGCGAGCCCGGACAGAAAGGCGAACCUGCUCCGAUGGGUCCGAAAGGCUACGAAGGCCCUCCAGGUGAACCUGGACCUCGUGGACCGACUGGUCCUCCAGGCGACGUUGGUCCUGCCGGCGAGCCUGGUCUUCCUGGACGUGUUGGUGACACACGCGGCAACACCGGCUACCUCUUCGCCAAGCACAGUCAGACCAUGCGGAUACCAGAAUGUCCCACCUCGACAAGGAAGCUCUGGGAGGGCUACUCCUUCCUCAGCAUGUCAGGCUCUGAAAGGCCGCACGUCAACGACCUCGCAAGCCCCGGAUCCUGCCUCCAGAUGUUCAGUCCAAUCCCAUUCAUGUUCUGCGAGAAGCAGGAGAACUGCUACUACGCCCAACGCAACGACCGUUCUUACUGGCUCAGCACUGAAGACGAGCCGAUGAUGUGGAAUCCGAUUCCAGUCAACGAGUCCCAGAUGCACAUCAGUCGGUGUGUCGUCUGUGAGGCUCCAAGCACGCUAUACGCCUUCCACUCGCAGACACUGGAGAUUCCAAAGUGCCCGAUGGGAUGGCAGGACAUGUGGGUCGGAAGCAGUUACCUCAUGGUAGGAACCCUUCUAUGUCCAGUUAUUGAACUAUAUUUAUCAGGAUAA
This is a messenger RNA of Mesocestoides corti, 5124 nucleotides long. NCBI's taxonomy places the organism in Eukaryota, Metazoa, Platyhelminthes, Cestoda, Cyclophyllidea, Mesocestoididae. The record is from the annotation of a GenBank genome assembly.